This is a messenger RNA of Labrus mixtus (cuckoo wrasse), 486 nucleotides long. RefSeq names its product probable serine/threonine-protein kinase dyrk1. The annotation marks the transcript as partial. The record is from RefSeq and is a predicted model, not a curated record. Lineage: Eukaryota; Metazoa; Chordata; Actinopteri; Labriformes; Labridae. The transcript has 3 exons.
AACAACAACAACAACAACAACAACCACAGCCGCUCCAACAACAACCACCGUAGCUCCAACAACCUCCACAGCUGCUUCAACAACCACAGCCGCUCCAACAACAACAGCAGCAGCUCCAACAACAACCACAGCAGCUCCAACAACAACCACAGCAGCCCCACAAACAACCACAGCUGCUUCAACAACAACCACAACUGCUCCAACAACAACAACAGCUUCUUCAACACUAACCACAGCAGCUGCAACAACAAUCACAGCAGCUCCAACAACAACCACAGCUGUUCCAACUACAACAGCAACCAACAACAACCACAGCAGCUCCAACAACAACCACAGCAGCUCCAACAACAACAGCAGCAGCUCCAACAACAACCACAGCAGCUCCAACAACAACAGCAGAAGCUCCAACAACAACCACAACUCCAACAACAACAGCAGCUCAAACAACAAUCACAGCAGCUCCAACAACAACAGCAGAAGCUCCAA